This is a messenger RNA of Oncorhynchus gorbuscha (pink salmon), 4856 nucleotides long. RefSeq lists its product as uncharacterized. The transcript has 6 exons. Gene Ontology annotation, cellular component: nucleus. NCBI's taxonomy places the organism in Eukaryota, Metazoa, Chordata, Actinopteri, Salmoniformes, Salmonidae. The record is from RefSeq and is a predicted model, not a curated record. Bases 3163 to 4584 code for a protein of 473 amino acids.
UGAAGCAAUAUAGAAAUGUAUAUUCAUACAGUGCUGGGUUUUGUGUUACAUACUUUCUCCAAAAUAUAUUCACUAUGUGGCCACAAGGGGGAGUUUCAUGACCUAGCAUUUGAAGUAAGCCUGGCAUUUUGCAACUGGUUUCGAGUAUUGUGUGUCUAAGGGUUCCUCGGCUUCAUUUAUCAAUAUAGCCUGUUUCUUUGAUAUAAAAAACAGUAUAACAACAUGGAUUGUAUAACAACAUUAAUCAUAUGAUCAUGAUAUCUAAUUGUUGUAAUGUAAUAUGUUUUUGUUCCUUUAUUGGUGUAUUCACCUCAGAAAUACCUAUAGAUGCGGUACAGUAUCAUAGAUGGUGUUACAUACAGCAGAAUGUCACUCAUCAUUUGUACAUUUUCAGAAUGUGUUUGAUUGGAUAUAAAUUCAUGAACGCUUUUCUUUUUCAAUAUUCAGGGACAGGAAAUGCUUUUUAGAUUGUGACUAUAAUCUAUAUAAAUUAAAUAGAAUAAUGUAAUGCUCUAUUAUGCAUUAGUCAUUUUUCUUGGCAUCAUUACAGGAAAAACAUGUCAGACAUGACAAAAAUAAACAUAACAAGGUUAAUAUGUUUGGUACAAUGUGAACACAAAUAUAAUAGAUGUUUAGUCUGGACAUGAACAGUUGGUAUUGCUCAGUGAGAUUAUGAUGUCAUGGGAAUUGUUUCGGUCUUGCAGAUGGUGUGUGACCUGUAGGUGUGUUUGCGCACGUUUAUCUGAGGCAUGUACCAAGUUGAGCUACUGAUCAGGUCAUUUCUCGCCAAUCCAGUGCCACUGUUCAGAUCAUUCCAGUUUUUCUCUUGGUCAUUGAAGGUGUUAACCUCUGGUCUGCUCCGCUCUUUAGACAGUUCUGUCUGCUCUCAUUUCAGGAUUCAGUCCUGUCAGAGAUGUAGUACAAACUGGAACCAAACUUCUUCCAUGCUUCAAGGCAGGUUUGGUUCAGCAUAUUGUACCUUCUCUUUAGAUCGGCCUUUUCUUCAUCCAUGUUUUUGUUUUGGACCUGUAGCUCGUCUCCCUGUUCAGUCAGGUUGUUGUUGUUGGUUCUAUAAACUAACAACCUCUCCUCCAAACGGACAGUGACUCCAUUAUAGUAGACAAACAGCACCAUGAUCCCAGCCAGUAGGAGAAGGCACAGCAGGCCCAGACACGCUGCAGCAACUCUGGAACAUCUCCCCAUCGAGCCCUGAGCCGUAGUUACUUUCUCCAGGUCUACUCUUUGGUGUGGUGUCUUCUGUCUUGGUACCGGAAUCAUGUCCUUUCAGUGUCUCUGCACUGAAAGGACAAUGACAUCGUCGUGUUCUUUUCCUCCGUCAUUCCAAUUCAACUAUUACAUACACUGUAUUCUAAUAUGUCUCUGUACUGCUCUGUGACUGCACUGUGCUGGGUUUAAGACCCUAGGGAACAGGAAGGCAUUUUUUACACCUGUGAGAAAGGAAAUGACAACAGAACCACCCACCAUGCAAUUGUUAAGUGUUACAAAAUAUACAACUAAGCUGCCACCUAAGUUGUGUGUAUGAAAAUAAUAAGAAAAAUGCAGAUGCUUGUCACUUCAGGUGGACAGACUUCUUUCCCAGGUAGAGUAACGUCUGAGCGUCAGAUAUAGGCCUACUGUUCACAGAAGUGCAAAUCCUUGAGAAGAUCAGAUAAUGUGGCUGGUGAAGUGGGUAUAUAACAGAUUGUCUUCAUGAUUGAGUCCUGUGUAGCAACCAAAAAACACAAUCAUGAAGUACAUUAUUCUCCUGUCUGUUAGUCGUUGCGUGUCAGUCCUUGCUUUACUCGUUGAGAGAAAUUGUUUAAGUUCACAUUGGUGUCCAUUCUGUGAUAAUACACAGUGAAUAUUUACUGAACACAGGCACUUAAGUGUUGUAUUUCCAUGCAAUUUCACACUGAUUCCUUCUGUCUGUAUUUCAGUCGCUGUCCUCAUUGAGGAUAACAAGAUUUUCGGAGGGUAUGAAUGCAGAAAGAACUCUGCAUCCUACCAGGCAUCACUGCAGUCUGGCUACCACUUCUAUGGUGGCUCCCUGAUCUCCAGCACAUGGGUGGUGUCUGCUGUACACUGCUACAAGUCAUAUGUGACUGAUGAAACAUUCUUCAAAAACAUUGACAGUAUGUUUGACAUUAAACCUUUUUUGUACAUCUGAUUAACCCUCCCCAGCCACAUUCAGGUGUGUCUACGUGACCACACAACAUUGUUGUCAAAGAGGGCACUGAGCAGUUCGACUCAGGGAAGGUCAUCAUGCACCCCAGUUACAACAGCUGCAACCUGGACAACGACGUCAAGCUGAGCAAACCCACCUCCCUGAACAGCUACAUGUGCACUGUGGUCAUGCCCUGCAGCUGUGCCAGCUCUGGCACCUGCUGGCUGGGGAAACCUACCCAGCAGAGGCUGUGGCCUUCUACCCCGACCAACUGUUCUGCCUGGAUCUCCCCAUCCUGAGCAGCGGCAACAGCACCUACCAUGGACAGAUCACCUACACAUGUUCUGUGCUGGCUUCGUGGAUGGAGGCAAGGACUCUUGCCAGGGAGACCGUGGUGGGCAAUGGGCAGCUGCAGGGUGCUGUGUCCUGGGGUUACAGUUGUGCCCAGACUAAGAUCUGCAACUCCUGGAUAAGCAGCACCAUGUCCUCCAACUAAUUGAUUAAGACUGGAAGAGACAGAAACCCAUGAUAACUGAAUUCCCUCGAUCCUCUAUUUACUCAAGUCUAUCUGCACAUCUCUGUUGAUGGGUACUGUCAUAUAGUUGUUUUUGCACUAACAUAAAGCAAUUUAAAUGAUAGUUUUCAGAGAGAGUACAUGUCUCUCUUGGCCAGCUUUUACAGUUGAAUAACGUCUGCUCCAGGACUUUAGCUGUAGGCUACCUAGUAUGAAUUAAUAAUAUAUUAUGCAAACUAAUGCACAUUACAGUGAAUGUUGAUCUCAGUAUGUCCCUGCACAAGAUGCUCUCCUAGCGCCCCUAUUUAUUUAUGUGCCACUUAGUUGUAGCCUGUGAACAUAUGCCUUAUGCUGCCCCCAUUGAAAUAUUAGUUAGUUGUCAGGCAGAUAUUGCUCGUCCCCAACAAUGGUGUGGUACGGCCAGCCAUCUGUCGCUGUGUGAAUGGAACUGUCAGUUGGUCCGUCUGUAAACCAGGCCUGACUCAUGACUGAGUACUACGAGGAGGGGGGCCUGCUGUACGAGCACUCGCCUCCCAUGCACAUCAAAGUGGAGUCUCCGGAGGGACCCUUCGGAGGGGGCGUCUCAGAGGACGGCUUUCCCAGGGAGGAUGAGGACUCGGAAGGCAGCUGCGACCAAAGCAGUGGGCUGCCUGGUGGACUACCCUUCAACGUGGUGGUGGUGCAUCCGAACAUCAUGACCCCUGGCAUGUCCUCAGAUGACCUCCUAUCCAUGGAACAGCACAGAGGUAUUUCCUCUGUUUUGGCAGCAGGGGGUGCAGGCAAGAGGAAGAGUCGUUUUAGCGGUGCAGAGCUGGAGGUGCUGGUUUCUGAGGUGACGCGGUGUGAGGGAGAGCUUUUUGGUCCUGCUGGGAGGCUCCGGCGCAGGGAGAGAGAGAGGAUCUGGGCAGGGAUCCUGGAGCGGGUCAACGCUGUGUCCAGAGUCCCUCGCACCCUCCGCGAGGUCAAGAAGCGCUGGGACGACCUGAAGAGACGCAAUGGAGGCAGGCUGGCAGACGCUAGGCACCGAACUUGUUACCUGCCAUCUAAUAGAGGGGCUUCCAUGCUGGGACGGUCAGCUCAGGCAAGCCCCAGGCUUCACCAGGCCAGACAGAAGCAAAGCACCAGAGGGAAGGCCAGUUUCACGUGCUUCACUGAUACAGAACCAGUGGGUGGAGGUGAAGGGUCGGAGAGGGAUGGCUUUGAGAAGGAUGAGGAUAGUGGUGAGCGGGAAGUGGAGGUGGGAGAGGCGGAAUGCGAGGGGGCAGAUAGCAGUAUGGAGGAAAAGCUGGGAUUAGGACUGGGAAUAGGGCCUCCCCCUAACUCGGAACGCUGGCUGCCUCCCUCUCCCCUCUACAGCGCCCCUUUCCUCAAUGGGACCCCUCAGCCUAGUCCCCAGCCCUCACUAGGGGCCCAGCAGGGACCCCUAGAGGCCCCUCCUCGUGGCUCAUGGCUGGAGGACGAGCUCCGCGGCAUGGGGGAGGCAGCUCUGCAGCUGGGGGAUCGGGUGGAGCAGAGUCUUCGGGAGUUUGGGGAGGGAUUCAGACGUGAUAUGAGAACAUUAGUGGUCUCUCAAGAGGCACUGGCAACCAGCCUACAGCAAAACAAUGUUCUCCUGCAAAGGCUGCUGGGAGUCUUAGAGGCACAGCAGCAGCAGCAACAACAACAACAACAACCAACAACCACCACAGCAGCAGCCACAUCAUUCCCAAAAACAAGAGCCACAACAGUCAACGCAGCAACCACAACAGUUACAGCAGCAGAAACCACAGCCUCAACAACUGAUUCAGCAGCAGCAACAACAACAGAUACAACAGCAACAACUGCUACAACAGCAACCCCAGCUGGUGCAGCAACAACAGAUACAACCGCUACCACAGCAACCGCAACACCCCCAGAGUCCAAGUAAUCAACCAACUUUAGCAGUUGCCCCUGUACCACCACCCCCAGAUAUUCUUGAUGGUACCACCCGUCCAAAUCCACCCGCAGUCAUUAAUGGAAUUGUCCAACGGCCAAGGCGGGGGAGAAUUGUUGAUCAUAGACGAAGAAGAAGGCGUUAGAUAAAGAGAUGUAAAUAAGCUUUGAUGUACUUUAUUUAUUUUCUCUUAUACAAUCUGAUUUGAAAUAAUUAUGUCCCUCUAAUUUCAACCAAUGCUGAAAAAGUUGUGUUUUAUGAGUACA